UAAUUUAUCUACGUUCCGCAUUUGCGCUAUACUCCUGUGUACCUGUUCGUCAUUAUUGCGAAUACGUUUGUUUAAACUAGAGUUUAGAAGUUUAAUGAGAAUAACCCUUUGUGUUCCUUUCUCUACGCUUUGUUAAGAGUACGAAACUAGAGUAUACUAUGUACAAUGGUAUCUAAACAUAUUACGUAAAUAUACAAAAGCUCGUAUAGGUAAUUAGCAGAUAUAAAAAUACUUUAAAAUGAACCUUGGUAAAUUUGUUUAGAGGAAAAUUAUUGUACGAGUACAACCUAAGUAUCGAUAAGGAAAAGAUCCGCAUCUUUGCUAAUUUCCAAGAAACCAAUCGGGCAGAAUUAAAUCAUCGACGCUACAAUUAUAGCUACUCGUUGUUCUCCAUCGCAGACGAUGCGAUUGUAUUAUAAGCAAACAUAGAGAAACAGAAGCACAUAUUACGGUUAUCUUAAACUUUAAACAGCUUUUUAACGAGGUCAACAAAAACGAACCAUACGAUAACGCUCGUUGCUCAUUCCUUCUCGAUAAGUACAAUUGUACAUACGUAUACGAAACAGCGAAUAUAUUAAUAAUUAACGUUAGGAAAAAUAAUGAAAAAGAGAUGUUAAAUAUGGGGUACCGUGUAUAAAAGAUGGAAUAAAAUAAAACAUAAGACGAAGCAAAGCAAAAAAUCCGAAUGAAAACCGAAAUAUCUACAUUAUACGCAGAUAUGCUAAUACACUAUCGCGUUGGUCGGCUUUUACAGAUUUGCACAUUCUUUCAUUCCUUUACCUCACAGUUGCAAUUCGCAUUGCGGUUAUUCACGUUCACAUCCAUUCUACGAUUCUACACGUUCGUAAAAUGUAUCCUCGAUCUUCGCCGCGUAAAUAUUAUUCGCUCUACCAAGUUCUUGCAGUUUUCUUAUUAUCUGGGUGCAUCAUGGAUACGUCCUGUGGAAAAGGAUCGAUAACGGUCACGAAAUGGGGAUCUAUUGACUGUCGAAACAUAGAUAAGUAUACGUUGAAGAACGAACUCGAUCAAGAGGUGGACAUUAUAACGUACGGUGCAACAAUAACGUCGAUCAGGACACCGGAUAAGGAAGGAAAUAUAGCGGACGUCGUUCUAGGCUUCGAUGAUAUUUCAGGAUACGCGACCACCCCUGACCGUAAUCCGUAUUUUGGCGCGACUGUAGGACGAGUCGCGAACCGCAUAAAGAGUGGUCAAUUCUCCUUGCAUGGGAAAACGUACAUGCUUUCCAAGAAUGCAGGUAAAAACACCCUUCACGGUGGUACCAAAGGUUGGAGCUGGAAAGUAUGGAACGCGAGUAUUCAAAAAGAUCGUCUCGUCCUCACUUUGCUGAGCGAGGACGGAGACGAAGGGUUUCCCGGAGCAGUCGUAGCCUCGACUACUUUUCAGUUAAGCAGUGACGGAGAAUUACGAAUCAAAAUGAAAGCUUACACUACCAAAGCUACGCCUAUCAACUUAACUAAUCACAGUUACUUCAAUUUGGCUGGCCAUAAUGGGAGCGCGACCGCUUUAUAUGAACACCUAUUUACGUUGAACGCGGAUCGCUGGACCGUCACCGAUGAAGAUAAUAUUCCUACCGGGGAAAUCCAGUCGGUGAGCGGUAGCCCAAUGGAUUUGACGAAACCCACGAAACUCGGAAAUGUGAUUGAGAAAAUACCGGGUGGUGGUUUCGACUACAAUUUUUGCGUGAAGAUGCCCGCCGACUCGUGUAAGGAUGCCCCGAACGAAAGAAACCUCGUCGCCAAAGUUGUGCAUCCUCCUUCUGGACGAUGUUUGGAGGUCUUCUCCGAUCAACCUGGAGUACAAUUUUACACGGGCAAUUUUCUCCCUAAGCCCGAUAGCGAUGGUAUUAAGGGAAAGUGUGGGACCAAAUAUUUCAGACACGGUGCGUUCUGCUUAGAGACGCAAAAUUAUCCAGACGCGAUUAAUCAGAAAGAUUUUCCUGAUAGCGUGAUCGAACCCGGAAAAUUGUAUCGGCAUAGCGUUAUAUAUAAGUUUGGCGUUGCCACUUAAGCAACGUGUACCUACCUGUCGUACGUGGAACGUACGUAAUUUGGAUUUUGUUCUCGAUUAUCGAAUACGAAAUGCAUUACGAUAAGUCGAUAACGUUUAAGUACGUACAUACGUCGAUUCGAAACUACUACGGCUAAGCGGCGUACAUUGCAAUUGUAUGUAUCGCUGUUUCCUGUCUAUCUCUAUUUUCAAAAUAAAUUUCUUUUGUCAUUCCAUA
Ceratina calcarata is the source of this 2245-nucleotide messenger RNA. RefSeq names its product aldose 1-epimerase. The transcript is spliced from 5 exons. The record is from RefSeq and is a predicted model, not a curated record. Bases 850 to 2028 code for a protein of 392 amino acids. Gene Ontology annotation, biological process: beta-D-galactose catabolic process via UDP-galactose, Leloir pathway; glucose metabolic process. Gene Ontology annotation, molecular function: aldose 1-epimerase activity; carbohydrate binding. NCBI's taxonomy places the organism in Eukaryota, Metazoa, Arthropoda, Insecta, Hymenoptera, Apidae.